AUGCCUCCACCGCGAGCCACCGCGAUUCGUUUGCGUUUGCGAAACACCCUGUUGGCGCAAAGGAACGGCCAAAGGAAGAAGCCACACCAUCCCUCCCAGCAGCGGCAACAGUGGCAGAAGAUGUGGGUGUCGACGAACAAGGUGCUGAUAGGGUCGGUCGGGGGGCUGAAGAAGACGCACUUCCGCAACCCCAACUUUGAGUGCGACGAGACGAAGCUGCUCAUUUCGCUGUGGGGCGAUCCGAAGGUCCAGCGGACGCUCAUUACCACGCACAAGAAGCACCCGGUCAUAGCGAAGCUGGCGGAGAAGAUGCGCGAGUACGGGUACAAUCGGUCGACGGAGGAAAUCAACACGCGGAUCAAGAACCUGAAGUGCUUCUACAACCGCAUCAAGAAGGAUCUGGAGCAGGGCACGAUUAACGAGCCGUCCUGGAAGCACUACAAGGCGAUGGACGAGAUUCUGACGCGGCCCGUGUUCGGCGGGGCGAACGCGGCCGGUGCGCGGAAGUCGGUUGAACCGAGCACUUCCGGUGGGUUGGUGACGCGCCGCAGUAGGCGCCAUUCGGCCGGUUCGGCCGGGCCGGGGGAUCUGUCCGAGGACCCGGACGACCAGAUCGAGGUGAAGCUGGAGCUGGUGAGCGACGACGAUAAGGAUCUGCGGCCGGAGGAGUUGCUGAAGAACGCGGAGCAGGUCGAGCUGAAGGAACCGAAUCUGCUCAUCCCGAAGGACGAACCGACGGAGGAGGACGCCGACGAUCCGAACGAUCCGGACUUUGAGCACGACGGUGGCAGCGAAACGGAUGACGAAAGUUCCGGCAUGGAUGAGGCUGACGAAAGCGAUCGUUCAACCCGGCUAAGACGACGUACGAAGAGAGUUCACAAACCGAGCAAAACUCAUCCCGCUACCGGAGGCCCUUCAACAAGUGGUAAUGUGAGCAAGAAUCAACCGACUGUCGUUACUAGUGUCACUACCACUACGGCACCGCCCGUUUCCCGAGCGAUCAAGAUCAUGAACUAUCCCGCUGGGUCCUACCUGAAGUUCACGUCGGUGGCAAGCGUAGGCAGUGGAGUAUCUACAACUGCCAACACCACGGGAAUAACCACGCUGGCCGGAGGAUCCAGUGCGGUGACCACUACACCUUCAAGCAAGAUAUCGUUGGUUCCCACGAACUUUCUACUCAAGCCGCAAGCCUCCAAUCUUGGCUUUAAGCAACCGAUUCAGCUCUACACCAAACCGACUGUUUCGAUUGCGAGCACCACCAAACCGACGACCUCUUUGCAACCCGUUGUUUCCGUCAGCAGCGCCACCACCGUGUCGACCACGGGGAGCUCGCCCGGGACACCAGGGACUCCGAUGAAACUGCUCCUGGUCAACACACUUCCGAAGGACGGUUCCGCACCGAAGCAGCAGCUCAUCAAUCCGCAAACGAAACAAAUCUACACCACUUCCACCGGGGUUCCUUUGCAGAAAGUAACCGGACUUCCGGGAUCACUUUCCAUACAGCCACGGCAGCUAGUCCCAAAACCCGUGAUAGGAGCGACACCGAUCGGGAAACUCGUACCGACCGCAAGACCACUACCGUCGGCAGGUGGACCUCCAAAACUCGGCGGCUUUAAGGCGCUCCUAGGGCAGCUGGUAGGCUUGCAGCGUGAAAAUCUGAGUAUCAGCAAAACCCGUCUGAUGACCGAAAAGGAACGGUUCGGUAAUGAAAAGUCCGUCGCCAACUCACUGCUGGAUGCCCUCGGAGAGCUCAACGCACUCCUGGUGGAGGCAUCGGCUGAGCUACAUCAGUCAGCUGAUGAGAAGGCAAGCGAGAAGAUGCACAUCCAGAUAUCUAACGCUCGUCAUGUACCGUCCCUGCACGGGCUGGCAGAUCAACCGAAGGAAAUAUCUAGCCGCCCUGCGCUGCAGCCAGUGAUCGACGACGAAGGCGUAAAAACAGAGGUGAUCAGUGACUCCGAGGAAGGUUAGGUUAAG
This is a messenger RNA of Anopheles coustani, 1977 nucleotides long. RefSeq lists its product as uncharacterized. The coding region runs from base 1 to 1971 and encodes 656 amino acids. Gene Ontology annotation, biological process: positive regulation of DNA-templated transcription. Gene Ontology annotation, cellular component: nuclear body. The transcript has 2 exons. Lineage: Eukaryota; Metazoa; Arthropoda; Insecta; Diptera; Culicidae. The record is from RefSeq and is a predicted model, not a curated record.